Drosophila obscura is the source of this 7286-nucleotide messenger RNA. It is a transcript of the gene Mgtor, whose product is annotated as nucleoprotein TPR. NCBI's taxonomy places the organism in Eukaryota, Metazoa, Arthropoda, Insecta, Diptera, Drosophilidae. The transcript has 5 exons. The coding region runs from base 80 to 7078 and encodes 2332 amino acids. Gene Ontology annotation, biological process: mRNA export from nucleus; protein import into nucleus. Gene Ontology annotation, molecular function: structural constituent of nuclear pore. The record is from RefSeq and is a predicted model, not a curated record. Gene Ontology annotation, cellular component: nuclear pore.
GAUGGUUGCACCUCUACGUCUUUUGAUUUAACAAAGUAUAGUUUUAAUCCCAUUCAUUAAAGAAAAAUCCACUGCAAACAUGGAUCCGUGCGGUCCACAAUCGUUGGGCAGCAUACUUGAACCCGACGAGUUAAAUCUCGUGCCGGAGAACGUACAAAAUAAGUUGUCGGGGUACAUUGAAAAGUUUGCAGAUGAGUACUGUCAGAACCGUGCUGCGGCUAAUCGUUUAGCCGAAUCUGAGCAACAGCGGGAGGAGUUGCAGAACGCUGUCGAGGAUCAUAAGGUGAAGUUGACAAAUUUCGAGCAAAAUGUCAAUGAGCUGCGCACACAGCUGGACCAAGUGUCCGCAGAGCGUGAUCAUCUGCUGGAGACUGUCCGCAGCAACGAGCAGAUCGCGUCCUCAUUUAGGCAGGACAAGAACAGCAUAAUUGAAGAGCGCGACUCGCUCUUGACAUUGUUAGAACGUCAGAAUGCGGAGCUGGAGCGUCUGAAGGAGGAUCUGCACACCUACCGUCAGCAGCUGAGCAAUGCCAUCUCUGCCAAAUGUGAAGCCAUUGCGCGCGUAGACGAGGUACAAAGCAAGGAGGUGGCUCUACAAACGAAGGAGCAGCGUAUCGAGAGCGAGCGCCUCAUGUUGCAAAAUGAGAUUCGGUUGCUCAACAGCGAUCUUAACCGCAACAACAGCGAGCUGCAGAAUAUCCGCAGAGAGAACUCCAUAAACACAAUGCAGCUGGAGAGCAGUCUGAGGGAGAAGUGCGAUGCCCUUCAAAUUCUGCAGACCGAGCACGCCCAGGCCGUGGAGACCAUCGGCCAGUUGAACGACAAGAUAGCAGAACUGACCAACAACGCCUACAAGCAGUCGAUGGCCACGGAAAAGUAUGUUGCCACGCUAAAGAACGAACUCGAUGCCAAGAACAAGCUUUUUGAAAUUUACAAGAACACAGAGGCGCAGAAGGGGGUCGCCGAGAACGAGCUAUUAUCGGGGAUAGCAGAGAUGAAGCGAUUGCUGACCACAGUGACCGAGCAGCACGACAACCUGGAGACCGAACUAAAUGCCACAAAGGAGCAACACAGCUCGGAGCUGGCCGAACGCGAUGCUACGAUAGCGGACUUGAGACAGGAGCUCUGUGAGGCAAAUAACUUACUGACUCAAUCCAAGGAUCGAGGCCUGGAGGAGGCAAUCUUCAAGAUGUCGCCAAGUGCGGCGGUUGCCAGUCGGGUGAUCCAUCCCAAUUUCACAAUCACCGAACUGUACGCGAAAUAUGUCAAGGCCCUCGACGAAUUGGAGCUGGCGAAUCUCGAUAAUACCAAACUGAAGCUGCACGUCCGUUCCAUGGUCCAGGAGGUCGAAGAGCGUGCCCCCGAAAAUGAACAGAUGCGUAUUAAUUUCGAAAAUAUAAAAGAAGCAUACGACCAGAUCAUCCCGGAGCGGAAUGCACUAUACGAGAAGAAACAGUGCCUGGAGGAAGCGCUGGAGAGGGCGACCUUUGACGUGAAGUCCAUUACUAAGAAAAACGAUAUGCUAGAGAGAUCCACGAAGGACCUCGGCCGACAGGUGUGCUCGCUGCUGGACGAGCUGAAUUGCCUGCGUGCAGGAGUACCCCACGUAAACCAUAGCAGGUCGGGCGAUGCACACAACGUCGACAGUGUCAUUACCGACCGGCUAGUCACCUUUGGCUCGAUAGCCGAAUUACAGGAACAGAAUGAGAAACUAUUAAAAUUGACGCGUGAGCUGGCUCAGACAAUGGAUGAUCAGGAAAAGGAAUUCAAUGCGAAUAUGCUGCAAAUGGACAAGGAGCGUGCCAAGAGGGCCCAGGAGAGGUGCUCCCUGCUGGAGGAGCAGCUCGCGGAGAAAAACAAUGCCCUCAAUCUGCUGAACUCCAAGUGUGAGCGCUACCAGAAGCACUUCUUUGCUGCCCAAAAGCGACUGGGUCGUCCGCUCACCAAUCUGGAUGAGUCGGCCACGGAUAUGGAUGUUAGUGAAUCCGCUGCUCUAGACACAUCGGCCAAGGCUGCAGAGCAUACCAGAGAGGAGGUCAGCCAGCUGGAGAAGCGCAUAUACAGUCUGGAGAAGCAGUUGGUGGAGGAGAGCAAUAAAUACGCCUCGCUCAAGGAGAACUACGAGUACUACACCAACGAGAAGCGGAAGAACGACGCUCUGGCCCAGGAACAGUUCGAUUCGAUGCGCAAGGAAGUACGCGAGCUGACGUCCGCCAACUGCAAGCUGCUGAAUGCCACCGAUUUCCAGAAGGAGCAGAUCGAAAUGCUGCACAGGAACGUUGAGGCGUGCAAGAAGCAGAUCGCGGCUUUGGAAGAUCGCAACAGGAACUACGAGAAGACGAUCAUCAAGCACGAGCAGACGAUGCACCUGCUCAAGGAUGAAACGAUGGCAGCCCACAAAAAGUCGGCUGCCGCCGAAGCGGAGGCCUACAAUCUGCGGCAGGAGAACCGCACCUUGAAGGACACGGCCACCCGUCUGCAGAUCGAGAAGGAGAGCGCCCAUCGGGAUCAGCAUAACCAGUCGCUUUUGCUCAACAAUUUGGAGUUUAUCAAGUCCAACCUCGAGCGAUCCGAGACUGAGGGCCGCCUGCGCCUCGAACAGCGGCUGGAUGAUGCAGCUCGAGAGCUGGCCGCCCAGCGACGUCACCAGCAGGAGGAGCAGGAAAAGUUCCAGGAAACGGUCAAUGAGCUCAAGCGACAAACCGAGACGGCCAUCAAGCUGAAGGAAGAAGAGAAGAAGCUGGCCGAGAAGUGGCAAGCGGAGCUCGUAAAUGUCCGCGAAGAGCUCGCCCAAAAGGUGAUGCAGGUAAACGAUCUGAGCAAGAAGCUGCAGGAGAGCCUUACGCCCUCGAUGAACGAGAAUCCGGUGACGGCAGCCAACAAGAGGGCCCGCGAAUUCGAGCUCAAGUACAACCAGGCCGCGGUGGAGGUUGAAUCGCUCAAGAGGGAACUGGCCUCGUUGCGUUCGCAUGGCGAGCAGUUCUACAAGAUGUCACAGACUGCCGAGGCGGAGGUCAAGCGCCUGCACGAGCUGCACUCGGAGAUGGUGGCCAGUCACGAGGAUGAGAUGAAGAAAUUGAAGAGCGCCGAGACGGAGCUGAGGGCACGCAUCGACGAGCUGGAGGCCGAGGCCAUGCUCUCCAAUGUGACCGAUCAGACCAAGACCAUUAACCAGACGGAUCAGGUCAAGGUGGCCCAGGAUGAGCUGAAGACGGUGCUCGAGAAGCUCACCGAAUCGGGUCGCACAAUCCGCACCCUGCGAACUGAGAACACGACGCUGGCCGAGUCGCUGCACGAGGUGGAAGUGAAGUAUGCCAACGAAAUGGUCCUGCACUCGGCCGACAUCCAAGACCUGACCAAGCUGAAGACUGACAACUACAAGUUGAGGGACGAGCUGAACCAGCUGAAGACGGGACGGGAAUCGCUGCAGGCCGCUCACGACGCGCUGCUCAAGUCGAACGCCGAGGCCCAAAGCCUGCUGGAGAAGGAGAAGGAGGAGUCGGACAGACGGGUGGCCGACUUGAAUGCUCUGAAUUCCACUUUGCACGAUCAGAUUGAAGCACUGGCCACAAAGCUGACGGCCUUGAGUCAGCCGGGUUCGGGUCAAGGCCAGAACAGCUCCAUGCUGAACGAAUCUCUGGCUCUGGAUGGCGACCAAAGUCUCAACAUUUCGGGCCUGGCUAUAGAGGAGGUUCGCAGCAACGAGCAGCUCCUGAAGAUCAUCAAGUUCCUGCGGCAGGAGAAGGACCUGUGUGUGGCUAAGCUGGACAUUGUGAAGGCCGAGAAUGCUCGUCUGGCGUCGGAGCUCACCAUUCAGCAGAAGAAGGUGGACGAGCUGAAUGGCUGCCUAAACCAGGAGCGUUCCAGGAACCAGACCGACGUCAUUUCGACCUCCAAGCACGCGGAGGUGCUGCGGAAGAUCGAGACCCUCAACGCCAUCACAGAUAGCAAUCGCAUUCUGCGGGAGGAGCGCAACAGUCUCACACAGCGCCUGUCAGAGCUAACUAGCCGCAUCCAGAGCUUGGAGAAGGAACUGUUCCCGCUUCAGUGCAGCAACAAGGAGCUAACAUCGAAGAUCGAAGAGCUGAAUUUGGAGAACACCUCGCUGCGCACGGAGGCCGUCAAAUGGCGGCAGCGCGCCAAUGUUCUGGUGGAGAAGAGCAAUCGCAAUCCGGAGGAGUUCAAGCGCAUCCAGACGGAGCGCGAGAAUCUGGCCAAGCAGCUCACGGCCGAAAGGGAGCUAAGUAAGAAGUUAGGCGAAGAGAUUGGCUCCAUGAGGUCGGAGCUGCCAGCGCUGACGGGAAAAGUGCAAGCCCUGGACGAUGCCCGCAAGAAGCAGAUGGAGGAGUCCAUAACUCUGCGGCAGACAAACUCACGUCAGACGCAGGACAUCAUGGAGCUGAAGAACCGACUGUUGCAGAAGGAAGAGGAGCUGCUGAAGGCCAACGAGGAGCUGGAGUCGAAGGAGAAGGCCCUGCAGGACAAGGACACCAAGGAGUUGGCCUUGCGCAAGGUGGCCAAGCGCUACAGGGAGGGCUACAUAAGUCUCCAGGCGCAACAGGGUGGCGCCGACAUGAAUGCCGACCUGGAGAAGGUCCGCUCCGAGCUGGAGAAGGUGACCAGUGAAAACGAUGCUCUGAAGAAACGCCAGGCUGAGCCCGAGACUGAUUCCAAUGCUCUCCUUCAGGAGCACAAGGCGAAGGUGGACAAGCUCAUCCAGGAACUUACGGUGGCCAGAACGGAUCUGGUCAAUCAGGAGGCCACCCUGGCCAGCAACAAAACCCAAUACGACGAGACCGUCGCCCGUCUGGAGAAGGAGCUGCAGGAGAAUAUUGCCGCAAACAAGGAGGUCAACUUGCGGCUCACCCGGGAGAACGAGUCGCUGCACAUACGCAUCAAUCAACUCACCCGCCAACUGGGCUCCCAGCAGUCGACCAAGCCCUCAACGAGCUCCGUCGCCGAAAAGGGAAACAUAUCAGAGUCCUCAUCGCCACGCACUGCCAAUGUGAAGCCCAUGUCGGGUUCGGCCACUGUGCAGCAGUCGGCCACUGUCACCCCCUGGCGUGGCGGGGAGACGCCACUGGCCAGCAUCAGACCCAUUUCGGUGCAGAACAGCCGGACGGCUGCCAUCUUGCCCACCAGCCAGCAGCCGUCGGCGGGCAGUGCUUCCACAUCCUCGUCGUCGACCUCCACCACAUCCGCAUCGGCCAGUGGCAGCAGCUCGGCGGUGGCCAACACUGCCUUGGUUCCCCCGCAGCAGCAAGUUCACACCACAGGCAGUGGAGCCUUGGAGUCGAUGGCCUCCUCCUCGCCCACAUCUUCCCACACAGAUUACAUGCCGUCGACCAGCUCCGCGGCCGUAGCGGUGGCCGCCAUUCCACCGAUGGGAGCCACCUCCGCCGCCGAGAGUUCCCAGGAGGCGGAGAGCGUUCAGCAUCCGCAGCAGAACGAUUCGCAGCUAUUUGCAGGAGGUUCCCAGCAGCAGGUCGUGGCUUUAGUGUCGCCACGCGUAGAGGGCUCUUCGUCGACCUCUACCUCCACAUCGACAUCGACCUCCACACCGAAUCCGACUGCGCCCAGUGUUCAGGAUGCGAACAACCAGAGCCAGCAGCCGAGCACAUCGGGCAGCAGCAGCAGCUCCUCGACGGUAGUCAGCAGUCACAGCAGACACACGCCGUCCAGCAGCAAUGUGACCACCACUCAGGCCGGCUGCUCCUCCGUUGGCAUCAAACGUCCCCGCGACGUGGAAGGAGACUCUACCAAUACCGAGGAUGGUGUGCCCGAGAAGAUGAAGCGGCUGCGUGCUCCUAUGCACAGUGAAGAGCUGUCCGCCACUCACAUUGGCGAUUCCGGCAUGGACGUAGAUCAGAUGCCCACCUCGUCCCAGCGAGAUCAGGAGGAUGAAAUUCAGGUGGUGGACUCUGACGAUGAGGACGAUGUCUUGGCGGAUGCCGAUGACGGGCCCGUCGACGGUGGCGAGGCCGAUCAGGAGGGCUACGAGGAUUCUUACGAGCAGGACAACGACAUGGACAACGAUGGUGCGGACGAUGAGAACGAGAUGGCGUCCGAUGCUCAAGACAACAACGAGGUGGAUAUUGAGGAGCAGCAGCUUCAGGUCCAAGAGGAGAGCCAAUUGCUGGACAACCAAGCAGGUGCCGCAGUGGUGGCUGCCUCUGCCUCCACGCAGGAGAACAACCAGAGCCAGGCCAUCACCAGUGGCAGCGGAGAGUCUUCGAAUCCGGCAAAAUUGCCACUGGCCGAGACCUCCCCAUGGAAGCAGGCGGUCGCCUCUACAUCAUCGGCAGCAUCACGGCGAUCGGAGAGCAGCUCCGUGGAGAUUGUCAGCUCCCCGCAAGUGUCCAACUUUAGUGAGCAGCCAGCGCGUGUGGAGACGGCGGAGGUAGAUGGCACCGCAGCAGUGGCUCCCGACGAGAGUGCUGGACCAAGUGGCGACGGGGCCGCAGCCACAUUACCCCAGAUGCCGAACGAGGCAUCCGAAACCAGCGCAGCCGAUGCCAAUAAACUGCCAACCGAAAGUGAUUUGGGCGGAGCAGAAGAUAUCUGCGAGGCUGACGAGGCGUUUGCCGAGGAGACGCUGGACCCUGGCCAGGGUGAAGACUCACAGCAGCUCGGAAAUGAGAACCAAAAUGUGGGCACAAGUCAGUCUGAGCUGUCGGAUAACCAGCCCAAUCAAGCGGAAGGCGGCUCGGCUGAGGCCAACGAGGGCACAGAUGGUGUCUCCUCAGAGGGUGAGAAGCAGACAGUGGGUGUUGAGGAGGAAGGACGCGAGGCAGAGGCCACUUCCCCGUCGGACAACACGCGCUAUCGCACCCUACGCAGUGGCCUGCCCAACAACCGCAGGAUUCGCGGAGCGCGUGGAAAUCAAAAUUCGAACCAGAAUCGGUCACGCAUUGUGUGGCAGAGGUCUGAUGGGCCAAACAAUCCCAACAUGCAAGAUCAGGGUUCCUCCAGUAAUCGUGGAUACAACCAUCCACGCGGUGCACGUACGCGCGGUCCACGCAUUCGACGCCCGGCAGUAAACAACUUCAACAACAACAACAACGCCGGACGGUACUAGCAGGAAGCGGAUUCCGGCGAAUCCACAGACGCGAGUCGGCCGUAAUUAUUGCGUACAUCUUCGGGUGUGGCAUUAAGACGCGUCGCAUAUAAGCACGAUUGACUAUUAGAAAUUGGGCUGGCAGCGAACGUCGAUUCCCGCACAGUACAUUCAUUUACAUUUAGAAACUACAGUUAAAGAAAUUAAAAUAAAGCCAAUUAAAUUGAAA